Molecule: messenger RNA, 6612 nt
Organism: Chionomys nivalis (European snow vole)
Lineage: Eukaryota; Metazoa; Chordata; Mammalia; Rodentia; Cricetidae
Gene: Rpgrip1l
Product: RPGRIP1 like
Exons: 28
Coding region: 217-4023 (1268 amino acids)
Biological process (GO): retinal rod cell development; non-motile cilium assembly
Cellular component (GO): photoreceptor connecting cilium
Molecular function (GO): thromboxane A2 receptor binding
Source: RefSeq, a predicted model, not a curated record
CUGGGCGCUAUAGCAACGGUAGCUUGCAGGGAGCGAACGCUGAGGAGAUCUUCUUCAUGCACAUAUCCAUAGAAUCAUCAUAAGCUGAGUCUCCGUUUCCAGACGCUGGAAUCCAAGAGCUCCCUUUUCCCAUUCAAAUGACUGCUUAGUGGAUUCUCUCACCGCAUGCGCCAUACCCGGCCCCAGCCUCCGAGACGGAGGUAAACAAGAUAAGCCAUGUCUGGUCCAAGCGAUGAGACGGCAGGAGACCUGCCGGUGAAAGAUAUAGGUCUAAACCUCUUUGGAGCUGGAGGGUUACAAGAAACUUCAACUGCACGAACAAUGAAGACUCGCCAGGCAGUGUCACGUGUCAGCCGUGAGGAACUGGAAGACAGAUUUUUGCGUUUGCAUGAUGAGAACAUUUUACUUAAACAGCAUGCCCGCAAGCAAGAGGAUAAAAUUAAAAGAAUGGCCACCAAGUUAAUACGGCUAGUUAAUGACAAGAAAAGAUAUGAACGGGUUGCUGGCGGCCCCCAGCGGCUGGGACGAGAUGUAGAAAUGGAAGAAAUGAUUGAGCAGCUGCAAGAGAAAGUCCAUGAGCUUGAAAGACAAAAUGAAGUCCUCAAAAACAGGCUAAUAUCAGCCAAACAGCAGCUCCAGGGCCAGGGGCACAGGCAAUCUCCGCACAGUCGUGUGCAGGCUCGAAUUAACACUGGCCGCAGGAGAGCUAGCGCAACCACAAGCUUACAGGAAUGUCCCAGGAAAGGUGUAAGAUUCCAAAAUAUAGAUGAAGCAGAAACUGCACAACCAACGCUCACAAAAUAUGGCAAUAAUUUACUUGAAGAAGCCAGAGGAGAAAUAAGAAAUUUAGAAAAUGUUAUUCAGUCACAAAGAGGCCAGAUAGAAGAAUUAGAGCACUUAGCAGAGGUCCUGAAAACUCAGUUGAGAAGAAAGGAAAAUGAAAUUGAGUUGUCUCUUCUUCAGCUUCGAGAACAGCAAGCUACAGAUCAAAGGUCAAAUAUUCGAGACAAUGUAGAGCUGAUUAAACUCCAUAAACAACUGGUGGAGAAAAGCAAUGCUCUUUCAGUCAUAGAAGGAAAAUUUAUUCAGCUUCAAGAGAAGCAAAGAACGCUCAGGAUCAGCCAUGAUGCCUUGAUGGCAAAUGGAGAUGAGCUAAAUAUGCAGCUUAAGGACCAGCGCUUAAAGUGCUGCAGCCUGGAGAAGCAGCUGCAGUCGGCGAGGUUUGCAGAGAGAAGAGUAGAGGAGCUGCAGGAUAGAAUUAAUGAUUUAGAAAAGGAGCGAGAACUUUUAAAGGAAAACUAUGAUAAACUUUAUAACAGUGCCUUCAGUGCUGCCCAGGAAGAACAGUGGAAGUUAAAGGAGCAGCAGAUGAAAGUGCAGAUCGCUCAACUCGAAACUGCCCUAAAAUCUGAUCUAACAGACAAAACUGAAGUCCUUGACAAAUUAAAGACUGAAAGAGGACCCUUAAUAAACCAAAAUGAGAAGCUCAUGCAAGAGAACAGAGAGCUCCAGCUGCAGUGUCUGCAGCAGAGGCAGCAGCUGGAUGAGCUGAAAAGCCGCAUGAGGUUUUUCAACCAGGAGAGUGAUAUCGAUGCUGAUGACCUGAGUGAGGCGCUCCUGCUUAUAAAGGCUCAGAAAGAACAAAAGAAUGGAGACCUUUCAUUUUUAGAAAAAGUGGACAACAAACUUAAUAAAGAUCUAGAACAUUCCAUGAAAGAACUUCAAGCAAGUCAUGCAGAAACAGUACAAGAACUUGAAAAGACAAGAAAUAUGCUAAUUAUGCAACAUAAAAUCAAUAAAGACUAUCAGAUGGAAGUUGAGGCGGUGACUCAGAAGAUGGAAAAUUUGCAGCAAGAUUACGAACUCAAAGUGGAACAAUAUGUUCAUCUUCUUGAUAUCCGGACUGCACGCAUCCAGAAGCUUGAAGCCCAGUUAAAGGACAUCGCCUACGGUACUAAGCAGUACAAAUUUAAAGCAGAAAUCAUGCCAGAUGACUCUGUUGAUGAAUUUGAUGAAACCAUCCACCUGGAACGAGGAGAAAACCUGUUUGAAAUCCACAUCAAUAAAGUCACCUUUUCUCCUGAAGCCCUGCAGGCAUCUGGUGACAAAGAGCCUGUCACUUUCUGUACCUAUGCUUUCUAUGACUUUGAACUGCAGACCACUCCCAUUGUUCGAGGCCUUCACCCAGAAUAUAACUUCACUUCUCAGUAUCUUGUCCACGUAAACGACUUAUUUUUGCAGUAUAUUCAGAAGAACACUGUCACUCUGGAGCUCCAUCAAGCCUACAGCACAGAUUACGAAACAAUUGCAGCUUGUCAGUUGAGAUUCCAUGAGAUUCUAGAAAAAAGCGGCCGAAUAUUUUGCACAGCAAGUUUAGUUGGAACUAAAGGAGACAUCCCAAAUUUUGGCACAGUAGAAUACUGGUUCCGAUUAAGAGUUCCCAUGGAUCAAGCAAUUCGACUUUAUCGAGAGCGGGCAAAGGCAUUAGGAUAUAUAACAUCAAAUUUUAAGAAGCCAGAGAAAAUGCAAUUGUUGAGUCAGCAAGCACCCACAACUGCUCAGAUCAGUUCAACAGAUUCCACUGAUGGCAACUUAAAUGAACUCCACAUUACAGUAAGAUGUUGCAGCAACCUACAGUCCCGAGCAAGCCACCUGCAGCCACAUGCAUAUGUUGUGUACAAGUUUUUUGAUUUUCCAGACCAUGAUACAGCCAUCAUUCCCAGUAGCAAUGAUCCGCAGUUUGAUGACCAUAUGUGUUUCCCAGUGCCAAUGAAUAUGGAUUUGGAUCGCUACCUUAAGUCAGAGUCUCUGGGGUUUUAUGUGUUUGAUGAUAGUGAUACCCAGGAGAAUAUUUACAUAGGAAAGGUCAAUGUGCCUCUGAUUUCACUCGCCCAUGACAGGUGUAUCUCAGGGAUAUUUGAGUUAAUGGAUAAUGAAAAGCAUUCUGCGGGAACCAUCCAAGUUAUAUUAAAAUGGAAAUUCACCUACCUUCCCCCAAGUGGAUCAAUAACUAAUGAAGACCUAGGAAAGUUCAUAUGCAGAGAAGAGCCAGAGGUUGUUCAGAAACUACCUCCAACAUCCUUGGGUGUUACAUCAGUUGUAGCACCAAAACCUAAACCAAGACAGCGUUUAACACUUGUGGACAAAAAGGUUUCUUUUGUGGAUACCAUGCCGCACCUGAGUCCUGAGACUUCUCCUCCUCCUCCUAAAGAUAUAAAAGACAAUUCCCCGGAAAUGGAACACACACCAGAAACAGAAAAUAGCAUGUCAGCUGUUACAUAUUCUUCCGAGGAAAGCAGUGUGGCUGAGGUAGAGGAAACCGUAGAGAGAACGCAGCAAGGAAAAGAAGAUGACAUCUCUUUCCUAUCUGAGGGUCAGCUUGCAUCGCAGAGUGUGGCUUCCUCUGAAGAUGAAACAGAAAUAACGGAAGAACUGGAGCCAGAAGAUGAGGACAGAUCAGCUUCUGACAGCGAUGACUGUAUCAUCCCAGGUUCCGUCUCCAAGGAAACCAAACAGCCGUCAGAGGAAAUUCGGAUUGAGAUCAUAGCUCUAAGCCUUAAUGAUUCUCGGAUAACCAGGGAUGACACUAUCCAACGGCUGUUUGUUGAGUGUCGGUUCUACAGUCUUCCGGCUGAAGAGACACCUGUGUCACUGCCAAAACCCAGGAGUGGCCAGUGGGUCUACUAUAACUAUACCAAUGUGAUCUACCUGGAUAAAGAAAACAACCGAGCAGAGAGAGGCAUCUUAAAGGCCAUACUGCAAAGACAAGAACUGCCUCACAGAAGUGUGCGCUUCACCGUGGUGAGUGACCCUCCUGAGGACGAGCAGGACCUAGAGUGUGAGGACAUCGGCAUUGCUCAUGUUGACCUCAUGGAUAUGUUUCAGAAAGGGAGAGACAUCAUUGAGCAGGACCUUGAUGUGUUUGAUGCCCGAGCGGACGGAGGCAGCAUCGGCAAGCUGAAGGUGACCGUGAGAGCGCUCGCUGCUCUACAGUCUGUCGAUGAGCAACAUGGAGAGGACUAGGAAGCCUGGAAGACGCUGCUGCAGAGGCGUCCACCUCUGAGGAAAUGCCCACAUGAAAACUCCAGGAUGAGAUUUUGAGUAAUCACUCUGGUGUGUGUAAUCUAUAAUUCAUGGGGAGCUGGGGGGGGAGGGCCUGGGCUUAGGUCCUAGGCUUCAGUUUCAAAUCUUGUAUAGGUUUUUGUUUAUUUUUCUAUUCCUUCUACCCAUGACUGCCACCCCUGAGGACUUCAGUUCUCCUCAGUGGUCUACCUUCUCAAUAAUUUAUAUCAACAUGUUAGGAUGAAAUAUCUAUUUACAUUUGUAACAUUUUCUUACAAAGAAGUGGGAAUAGUUUUAUUUUUCAUAAGGAAAAGCCUAAAUCUUAGGAAACCUAUGGAAAAGAAAUGCUUUUUACAUUAUCCCUAAUCGUCCCACUAAAGGAAAAGCUUCUGAUUAGCCUCAUUAAGAUUUUUAUACUGUGAAGAUUUUAUUAGAAGCAAUAUAUGAAAAUUACUUGGAUUAAUGUGUUAAUCUUCCGCUUUAAAAUGCUAAUAUCCACUUUGUGCACAUUAAAGCUCAGUAUGUGUUUUCUUUGAUGCAUGCGGUUUCUAUCAAUUCGAUAUAAAGAAGGAGAUGUGGCACCAACUUAGUAAGUUGCUCCCAGUUUUUGUUGUUCUCCAUAAACAUUGUAGUCGUUAUAUGGUAUCCAUGUGUCUGUAAUGCUGAUAUGGGACCCAAGAUUAUAUAAAGAUAGAGAGAUACAUACAUGCAUAUAUACAUACAUGCAUACAUAUAUAUAGGGAAUUCAUACUUUACAAACUAAAGUUAUUACAUAGAAAAAAUAAAAUAUGACCCGAACUCUAAGAUGUUUGGUCAGACAUGAAAAGAGACCUUACUUCAAGCUUACCCAGUGCUGGAUGUGUCUGGUUAUGCAGACCCUCAAAGAGCAGCUCCAGAAGUUAAUUUCUAGCUUUUACACAGUCUUGCUGAAGGGUUUAAUUGAUAUUUUUAAUGGAGCUGUGAAUCAGUGCUGCAAAAGAAUUGUCUCUGGGGGUCUGAGAUAUAAUGCAUUUCAUUUUUUAAUUUACUUUUUUAUUUGUCGUUUUCUUCAAAGGAUUUUUAUAGGCUGUGGGUUUUCACUGUUUGCAAACAGGCUAUUCCUUCUUAAGCAUAUGUAAAGUAUUCAGGGAGAUAAGUAAUUUAUUAAAAUCUACCUAAUUUGCCGUGCUAUAUUAAAUCUCUGCUUCAGUGAUCACAGACCAUUUCAUUUAGAGAAUUAGGCAUUCCCUCUUUGUGUGAUUAAAGCCCUGGAAAAUGAGUUCUUUGCUCCUAUUUGUGAACAUUCAAAGCCUGCUAAUGGCAGGAAGAUGGAAUAGAUUAUGAGACAAUUCAUUACAGUUCAACAGGGGAAAAGCAGCUAUAAUGCAGAAAUGCAAGUAUGAAUAUCAGUGUAUAGUUGGACCAUCUGUGCGCUCUAAAGGCUUCGGCGGUGACUCCUCCUUGGGAGGCUUUGAAAUGACAUCCAUACGAUAUUAAUUUGUUGGCACACUUUGUGGGACCAGUAGAGUAUGAUUUGACCACAGGAUUCUAUAAAUUUUGUCUGUACCGUUGGGCAUCCCUGCCUCCAGGCCUGCCAUCUCCAAGAGGAAUCUUGCUCUCAUCAGCCUCUGCAGAUCUUCAUAACAACUCAUUCCUCUGGAACCUUCUAGUGACCACAAACAUCUGCAGACAAAACCUCUCCAAUCCUAGUAAACAACCACAUGUUUGUUGUCACUUUAGCUGGCUCUGAGCUCAUCUUUUUGGCCUCCCUUUCCAGCUUUCUUUGGCUUUGUGCAGCUAAAGUGUCAUUAAGGCCCAUAAUAUUCCCUGCAGUAAUCUAAAACAGCCAGAUUAUACCCUGGGAUUAGCUGGGCAGUUUUUGAGACAUUUAUUGUGGUAUUCUCCCAGGAGGCAUGCAUUAUUGUUUUAAAAUGUUAUAUCCCAAACUAAAUAAUGCUUUCUGCAGAGAGGAAAAUGGAUGGUGCUGACUUCUUAGCAUCUUUAAGUAGAGACAGGGAAGUCUUAGAAGUGAGUCGACCUAUAGAGUCUGUGCCUCAAGUACAAGUGGGGAUUUAGGCAGGCUUCUGUGCCUUUUGUAUUUACUAGCCUUAAAACCCUCUGCUUCAGACUCCCGCAGAUGUUCCCAAGCUCACACGCAAUGGCUGCUAAAGGGUUCUAUGGGGAAGUGGAAUGAGUGUCCUCACGCCAAGGCCACGGCCUCUUUGUCUAGCCAUGUGUUAGCCAGGGUUCACUGAGAAGUUCAGCUCCAUGAGCCGCCUUGCUUUGUUAAGGAUGGCUAGGGUGUGGGGGCUACCAGGCACGCGGACACAGCCCUGAGAACUUGCAGUUCUCAUAACCGCACAGUGCACGCAGCACUCUGGGAGCUGUAUUGCUUUAGUUUGGAAAUAUAAAUAGAGACGUGAUAUGGCGUGUGGGAGGGUGCAUUGUACGUGGUUUUUUUGCCUACUGUAGUAGAAAUGUCAAAUUCCCAGCCACUGUCAUGAGAGGCAGUUGACAAAAAUAAGUUUUAUGGUUUACAGUGUGGUUUACAUAGAGGACAUUUCUCUUCAC